CUCUACUCUUCAUUUGGAUUUACAGCAGCGCCAGCGACACAAAAAAGUUUUUCUAUUCACUCCUUUGGUUUUGCGUUCUUUAACUUUAUCCGACACAAGUAAAGAUAGACAAAAUUUCGAUCAAAGUCCUUUGCUUAGCAUUAGCCAUACUGUUGAUCAAGACUGACAAACUCAACCCUACAAGAUGUGUUUCGGGCAUUGGAUGCAAUGUUCGUUCAUGUCCGGAGCCCCGCAGUUCGGGCGCAAGGAGAAGGCCGAAACGCAGAGGAAACAGAUUUUCAACGAGCUGCCGCAGUACGAAAUUCCGUAUGCAUUGCAAAUAUGUCUGGGACGAGGUCUGGAAGGAUGUAAAUUGUAAUGCUGCAUUUGGAUUCCAGAAAAAAACUGUAUUGCAUGAGCAGCAAAGGGAAUGCAAUUUUUCCUACGCGGAGAGCGCAUUUGUCAUGCGGAAUAGGCAUCAAGAACCCCUCAAAAAAUCUGUGAUGCUACGGCGUGCAUCACAGAUAUCAUGGCUGAUGCAAAACGUGCAUGACAAGUCCCAUAAUAUUCCAGACCCAGACAUUUUUGCAAUUGAUAUUCCGGCCAAGUGCACCAAGCCGCUCGGCACGGACCGGACCCGCAACCUGAUCAACCUGUACAGCUUCCACCCGCUCUAUGGAAGCGUCAGGUUUGAAAUCGUCAAAGUUGAAAUAAUCUGUAAUGCAUAAAAUGCAUGACCCGAGGCGCGUGUGUUGCAGAGCAGGCAAGUGAGGCCGAUUGUAAGCCUGUUUGGGGUUACAGCUCGAGCUGCUAAAGUAGCAUUAGAAAAUCGCUCUUCUUUGCUUAAACAGCAUGACAAACUGGAUUUAGGGACCACCGAAAUUUGUCAUGCGCCACUUGGCAACUGGGUUCCAACUGGCAUCCAUUUUAUGCAUGACAAAUUAUUUCAACUUUGUCGAUUUCAACUCUGACACAUCCAUACGCUCCCGAAAUCCGGUCUGCAGCUGGAGGGCGAGAACUCCGUCCACAGCACGCUGGCGGAUUUGGCGAAUGGGAAAACGAAAAACGGAAAAAUAAAUCCUCCAAAUGACCGCGGUAACAAACCAACCGCAAAUGGCAACGGGUACAACCACACAACGCAAAAUGAUAACUCCGAGAAUGAGGAGGAGGAGGAAGUUGAAAAACAGCAGUACAUGGAGCGGCACAUGGUUUUGUCGGAAAAAGGACUGAUCUUCGGCUCCGCCACGCACUUAGACGGCCAGGUCCUGAACAUGCACAGCAGUGUGGCCAAGCAGCACUGUGCUUUGCUCCACAACAACGGGAAGCUGUUUUUGAAAGCGAUCGACGGUGUGACGAAAAUCUGGUCCAUGACCGAAUGGAAGAAGGUGUUGAAUCGAAAAGCGUCGGAAGCGAAGGACAAGGAGCCCAUCCGGUGGAUCGGGAAUAGCGACGAGUUUAAACUGUUGGAAAUCACGGGGAUUGAUAAACUGCAGAAAGUCUCGAAAAACCGGUGCGUGUUUCAACUUGGGGACUCACCGACGGUUUAUUGGAUCGACUACAAGGAACUACCGCUCGGGGACACAGAGCACGAGGAGGGAUUGGCGGAAUUGUCAAAGGUAUAGUUGUACUUACAAAGUUUUUUAUUCGAAUCAUUCAAAUUCUGAUUCUCUCGAUAAUUAAUGUUAAUGACAGUGACGUGUAAUGCUGAAUUUGAUUUGUGUAGUUAAAGUUAUUGCUCGUUAUGAGCCUGACUUUUGCGAAUGCGAUUCAUUCGAAGUUUUCGAACUUUACUUGUAACAGCUUGACCGGGAGCGUGACAAGGACACCAGAAAAAAGGAUCGCGACCGCGACGAUGAACGCGAUAAUUACAAUGAGAAACACAAGCGGAGUCGAAGUCGCGGGCGCAGUCGAGAACGGGACCGCGAUCGCGACCGCGCUCCUGCACGGGACAGUCGCGAAAGGGAUCGGAGGAACGACCGCAGAAGGUGAGAUGGUGAAGUCUUUGGAGUUUAUCUUUAUGAAAUAAUCUAGUAAACACUGUGACCGUAAGUUCAUGCUCACUCCCAUUGCGAAAGAUGAUUUCCUCCGACAUGUAUUCGCACAGCGACAGAAGUCCAAUUUCAUCACGGCAAAGCAGCACAAAAGUGACGAAAUUCACACAACAGCGCCAUUCAUUGUGUUUCCAGUUCAU
Amoebophrya sp. A120 is the source of this 2170-nucleotide messenger RNA. The record is from the annotation of a GenBank genome assembly. Lineage: Eukaryota; Dinophyceae; Syndiniales; Amoebophryaceae.